CUAUGGUCCUAUUUUCGUCUUAUGCGUGGUGGUGGAUGGCAACGAGGAACAGGAUGCUUACAUGGCUGAGACAAUUACGGAGGUGUUUGGGCAUGAAAACACCAUGCAUAUCAUCCUUGACGACAUAGCUGCUAAUAUUGACGACGGGAAAUGGAAGAAUGAGGUUGUAAAGCCGAUCUCUGAAUACCUUGGGGAUGGCAGCGAAUACACUGGUAAAAUAAGACCUUAUGGUGGCAAACAUGGGUUCAAGGUUCUCACUAUUAGACAACUGCACGAGGGAAAGCGCUCCGCAAUGCAUUGUGCGAUGCGAUUACUAAUCGAUCUCGGAAUUGAUUAUAUUAUGAUGACCGACUCUGAUACCCGUCUCGGUCCAAACUCUCUCGCUCAUAUGAUCAAUCUGCUGGAGUCUGAUAAUAACAUAGGUGCCGUCACUGGAAACGUGGAUAUCUUUAACGCCAAUAAGAGCCCCGUCUCUUUUCUAAGCGCAGUCAGGUACUGGUUCGCAUUCAACAUGGAGCGAGCCGCCCAAAGUUUAUUUGGAGUCGUUUCGUGCGUAUCAGGUCCACUGGGACUGUACAGGGCUAGGGACAUCAAACGUAUACUACAUGACUGGUAUUUCCAAACAUUCUUUUGCGUACGCUGUACGUACGGUGAAGACAGGCAUCUUACAAAUAGAAUUCUUUCUCUUGGCAGAACUGUAAAAUAUACACAUUUGGCAAAAUGUACGACAGAAUCACCAACCAAUUUAAUUAGAUGGAUUGUCCAACAAACACGAUGGACAAAAUCGUUUUACCGUGAACUUGGCUUUAGCUUGUGGUGGGCAUUCAGAAUGAAUUUCUAUCUCAUAUGGGUCUUGUUAUACCAAGGUGUUUACCCUUUCUUCGUUACGGCUACCAUCGUCAUAGUGUUAUUUUCAUCAUCUCCAAUCAGCGUUGCAACCUUGGGUGUAGUUAUGGUAUCAAUUUGUGCAUUAAGAGCGUUAGUGGCAACAGUGAUAUCAAUGAAACCACGUCUCUUAUUCUACUUCAUGUAUAGUUUUUUGUAUAUACUCUUUCUUAUUCCGACUAAGAUUAUCGCUGUAUUGCUUUUAUGGGACACCCGCUGGGGUACUUCCAAUAGGUUAGACGUGAGCAAUGGAAAUCCUGUUCAUCUCAUACCAGUGUUUGUAUGGUUCUGUGUCAUAAUCAUUGGUAUUACAUACAAUCCAAAUUUGUUCUUUGGUUGGGUAAAGUACGUUUAGAAAACGGGAAUUCUCGUUUAAGAGAUCUCUCUAAAAUAUGACUUUAUAAAACUCAUACUCAGUUGAAAGACAUUCCGGAGUAGAUUG
This is a messenger RNA of Owenia fusiformis, 1327 nucleotides long. Lineage: Eukaryota; Metazoa; Annelida; Polychaeta; Sabellida; Oweniidae. The record is from the annotation of a GenBank genome assembly.